Striga hermonthica is the source of this 780-nucleotide messenger RNA. NCBI's taxonomy places the organism in Eukaryota, Viridiplantae, Streptophyta, Magnoliopsida, Lamiales, Orobanchaceae. The record is from the annotation of a GenBank genome assembly.
AUGGCUUCCACCGCCCCUGCCAAAUCGCAGCCCCUGCACAACUUCGCCCUGCCGCGUCUCAAGUGGAACAAGGAUGCUCAGCAGGGUGGCGGCCACCACCACCAGCGCCGCCGCUCGAUCAAAUCCUCCUCCUCCUCCUCCUCAUCCCCGGUUCGCCACUCGCCGCUGCGAGAAUCUGGUUCGGCGGCGACGCCGCCGCGCCACCAUUCCCCUCUCCCGUCGGCGCCUCCUUCGCUGCGAGAGUUCCCUGUCCACAGCGAUUCCCUCUGGAGGCAGCCGGCUCGGAGGUCGCCGAUAGCCCCCGAUCGGACGCUCCACCUCCAGAGGCACGACCCUGCUCCCGAAUCAAGGUCCUCCGGCAAGGGUAGAGCCGAUUCGUCUGAGCACCAGAGCAGCACAGAUGAGGAGACCAAGAUAUGGAAUCUGAGGCCUCGAAAGCCGAUUCGGGCCUCGCCGAGCGAGAAUUGGGCUAUGGCUAGAAACAUCGGGCCGGCCAUGGCCGAGAAAAGUAAAGGUCAGUCCCCGUCGAAUGCAGAUAACGGCCAAAAGAAGGCCGGCGGCGAGAAGAAGGUCAAGAGGAAACUGAACGUCUUCAUCUCUCUAACCAAGGAGGAGAUCGAAGAGGACAUUUUCUCCCUCACCGGAUCGAAGCCCGCAAGGAGGCCCAAAAAGAGAGCCAAAAACGUGCAGAGACAAGUCGAUACACUUUUUCCUGGAGCGUGGCUGAUGUCAAUAACUGCAGAUUCAUACAAAGUGUCUGAAAAUUCUCUCAAGGGUUAG